AGGCAUCUCAAGGCCAACUCUGCGGUGGUGAGCUGGGAUGUCCUGGAAGAUGAAGUCGUCAUCGGAUUUGCCAUCUCUCAGCAGAAGAAGGACGUGCGGAUGCUGCGCUUCAUCCAGGAGGUGAACACCACCACCCGCUCGUGCGCCCUCUGGGACCUGGAGGAGGACACCGAGUACAUUGUGCACGUGCAGGCCAUCUCCAUUCAGGGCCAGAGUCCGGCCAGCGAGCCAGUGCUGUUCAAGACCCCUCGUGAGGCAGAGAAGAUGGCGUCCAAGAACAAAGAUGAGGUGACCAUGAAGGAGAUGGGGAGGAGCCAACAGCUGCGGACCGGCGAGGUGCUGAUCAUCGUAGUGGUCCUGUUCAUGUGGGCCGGCGUCAUUGCUCUCUUCUGCCGCCAGUAUGACAUUAUCAAGGACAACGAACCCAAUAACAACAAGGAGAAAACCAAGAGCGCGUCAGAAACCAGCACCCCAGAGCACCAAGGGGGAGGUCUCCUCCGCAGCAAGUUUCCAAACAAGCCCUCGGUGAACAUCAUCGAAGCAUGACUGCCUGUCUGCAGGGAGAAGGAUUUCAUUUUUCUUCUCUGCUGGUCUCCAGGUCCAUGGGCACAGGGACAGGGAGGACCGUGGUGGGGGGGAGGCCCAGCUAGCUACACUGUUCUCCCUCUUCCCCAUCCUAGUCUGGUGAAGGAGGCUGAACUACAAACCCAAAUUCUGCAAAAAAAUAAACAAGCCACAAAACUAAAAGGCCUGGCCCCAUUCUGGAAAAGGCAAAGCUGCAUGAGACACAGCCUUCUUUCUGCCUCCUUGCCUCUCCUGGACUGGCUUCCUCUUCGAGAAAAUGCACAAAGCUCUUGGGAGAUGACAAGCACCUAGACUGACUCCAACGGUGUCUUUCAGACCUAGAGCCAUCAGGGAAGCCGUGGGGCAGGGUCAUGGCUGCCAGCAAGCCUUUUCUGGAUCCAGCUAUCAAGGACUUGUUUGCUGUGUGACGCACAAUUCGGCGAGUGUGUAAGAUGUUCUGUUUUGUCUCUUUGGAAAACACGACUGAAGGGCUUCACUCCAGAGGGCAGAGGAAUUCCCCGAGCUGAUUGCCUGCAGCCUCUGUCUUCUUUGGCCCUUAUCUGACUGUAACAUCGUUAGUCUGGCGUCUUAAGAAGACGAAGUGGGAAAGAGACCUGGGAGGUGCUGGCCCCAUUUUUUUUAGGAAGAGUCUCUUGGAGUUGGAACAAUGCUGGCUCACACAACUGGAAAGGUAUGUCCACUUGGGACAUCCUGGGGGCUGCUGAGUCACCUGCUCUGGAGUGGAAGCUGCUGGAAGGCAGGCCUGAGCCAUUACUGUGGACAGUCAGAGCAGCCCUGGCCUCUGGGGUCUCCAUAUCUCACCAUCUCAUCCAGGGUUCUGUGAAAGCUACCCAGGGUCCUCAUGUCCUUCCCUAGAGCCUGAGUGGUGUGAGGUAACAGGUCUCUCUCUCCACUGCCCCUUUCUGGUAAACAAAACAAAACAAAACAAAACAAAAUGGUGCUUGAUAAGGGAAAGCAGACUCUUCCCUGGGACUGACAAGUUACGGCUGCUGAAUGCCUGCAGGGGAAGAGAUGGGCCUCGGCGCCUUCCGUUGGUGGUGAAUGACGGGCAUGUGGGAGGACUGCACCUAGCACAAGCCUGGCACACAGUAGGCGCUCAGUGAAUACCUGUUGAACUGAACGUUAAGAGCAAGUGCCCCCCCCCCCACCAGCCAGAGAGCUGAAAGCCAUCACCCAAUGACCGCCCCUUCCUUCCGGUCUACAAGAGCUCUCCCGGCUAGGUCAGCCACCACUCUGCUUGGCCCGGUGUGGCAGCACAGGAAGGGAGGAGAGACAGGGUAAAAGGCAGAUGUCAGCAAUACUAAGGGCUUCCUCAUGGAAGGGCAUGAGGCUCCACUCAUUGUCUUGUGACUUCCAUCCCUGCUGAAUGGGGCUGCAAGGCCAAGGCUCCUUAGGGGAGAGGUCCUUACCUCUGAUCCAGUUAGAGCAAUAACCUCUUUUUAAAUGUAAAAUAAAAGACAAAUGAAAAGGCA
This is a messenger RNA of Callorhinus ursinus (northern fur seal), 2057 nucleotides long. RefSeq names its product fibronectin type III domain containing 5 (gene FNDC5). Gene Ontology annotation, molecular function: protein binding. Gene Ontology annotation, cellular component: plasma membrane; extracellular region. Gene Ontology annotation, biological process: positive regulation of brown fat cell differentiation. The record is from RefSeq and is a predicted model, not a curated record. Lineage: Eukaryota; Metazoa; Chordata; Mammalia; Carnivora; Otariidae.